AUGAGAACCGGGCCAACGUGUCAUAGUCCAGCCCUCCACACCAGGUCACCCAUCACAGAUGCCUUCAGGGGCCUUCAAGCACUUCCACAGCCUCCGGAGGCCUCUCAGGCCCAGAGCCAGCCAUCGCCAGCCACAUCGGGAAGCCCCGCCCACAAUCCCAGGCAGCCACUUCCAAUCGGUGCCCAGAGAUCCUCCAGGUCACCCCACAGAACUCUGUCUGCAGAGCUCCAAACGGAGCAGCUUAGCCCCCCUCCAGCCACCCCUAGCAGUGAUGAAAACCAUGCCAAAGCUCCUCCCACUCCACCGGUUAGCCCCUCCCACUCCCCCACCUUCCCCCUGACCUCGGUGACAUUCACCCCCACUGUGUCCUCCCAGCUCUACUCCCCCCUCUGCUCCUCUUCAGCCUCCACUUUGGGCUCUCUGGACCCUCCUGGCAAUGCAUUUAACUUAUUCCCUACUCUGCCAUCGGCACCCCUCCCCUCCCAGACUCCACCUCCUGUGGAGUUAACCCCGCCCCCCGUUCAGCUGCUGGGCUCUGAUGACGAGGAGCAGGAGGAUCCAUCGGAUUACCGCAAAGGUGGUUACUACCCGGUGACGAUCGGUGACCUGUUCAACGGGCGGUACCACGUGGUCAGGAAACUGGGCUGGGGUCACUUCUCCACUGUCUGGCUCUGCUGGGACCUGCAUGUUGUUGCUCUUCAUGAACUAUACAAGUACAUCAACAAGUACUACGACCAGAUCAUCAUGUCCCUGGAGGAGGACCCGUCGGGUCAGAAGAUGCAGUUGGCCUACCGGUUGCAGCAGGUCGCAGCGCUGGUGGAAAACAAAGUCACCGACCUCUAA
This is a messenger RNA of Menidia menidia (Atlantic silverside), 843 nucleotides long. NCBI's taxonomy places the organism in Eukaryota, Metazoa, Chordata, Actinopteri, Atheriniformes, Atherinopsidae. The record is from the annotation of a GenBank genome assembly.